Messenger RNA from Chara braunii, 4832 nucleotides. Lineage: Eukaryota; Viridiplantae; Streptophyta; Charophyceae; Charales; Characeae. The record is from the annotation of a GenBank genome assembly.
UGUGGAAGAAGACUGCAGAACAGAUGGGCAGUCAACUUCAAAUGACUUCAGGGAAUCAUCCCGAAGCCAACGGACAAGCCUAACAAAUGAACAGAGUUGUACAGCACUUGCUGAGGCAUUAUAUCAAGCCCAGCCAAGAUGACUGGGAUGAGCAGUUGCCUCUCAUCGCCAGCCUGUACAACAAUGCUGUCCACAACAGUACCGACAUCUGUCCUAAUGAGCUACACUUGGGAUGGAAGCCUAGAUCAACACUAGACUUCCUCCUACCUGAAAACCGACCUGCUGCAACUCCAGGCACACUUGAAUAUGGUGUGCAAUAUGAGAAGUUGCUGCAAGAAGCUGUCGAGCAUAUGAAGAAAGCUCAGCAAGCAAUGAUUGCUUCUGAGAAUCAACAUCGUAGACAGUCCUCAUUUCAGGCAGGGGAACGUGUCUGGGUUAAGGCUAGUGAGCUAGGACAGGAGUUCGGAAUCUCUCGCAAACUAAUGCCUCAGUACUUUGGUCCCUGGGAAGUCCUGGAUAUAGUGGGAGAUGAGUUGGAUGGUCCCACAUAUGUCAUUCGUAACCCUGGACACCUAUGCACUCACCCUGUCUUUCAUGCCUCAAAGCUUGCACCUUUCGCUGAGACUGAUCAAUUCCCUUCACGGAGAUCGAUGCUGCCCCCAACCAUGGAUGGACAAGUCGACUUUGAUGACAUUGUGGAUCAUAGGGAUAUGCCUGUUGCAAAGCCGCUGGGUCGAGGAAGACCUCCUAAGCCCAAGAGAGAGUAUCUCGUCAGAUUCAGGCAUCACACGGAUCCAAAAGAAGAUCGGUGGUUCACCAGGGAGGAACUGAUUGAGACAGCUCCUCAAGUAGUGGCAGAGUAUGAAAAAUUGUUGAAAGGGAAGGCACCUGCGAAUGCCACGUCAGCAGUGCCACGUCAGCAACAGUGCCACGUCAGCAACAGUGCCACGUCAGCAGUGCCACGUCAGCAGUGCCACGUCAGCAGUGCCACGUCAGCAGUGCCACGUCAGUCACAUUGCCACGUCAUCAGUGCCACAUCAGCAGUGCCACGACAGCAACUGUGCCACCUCGCACUGAUCGAGGCUGAGGAACAACACCAGCUGGCAGCCAAGGCUGCCCGCCUACAGGCUGAAGCAGCGGCAACAGCUGAGAAGCAGCGGCUACAGGCCGAAGCAAACGCAGACACCCAGGCACGCCGCAAGGAGGCCCAGGAUUUGCUGCAGCGGCAUGAAACCGCCAGCAUCGAAAGACUCAAGUUCUGGCACUUUCAACCGUCCAAUGGCGAUGACACGACACCGGAGGAGCAUCAUAAGGAGUUCCUCUCCAAACUCGUGACACGGUUGUUGUACGCUUGCAACUACCAACAGUCCGAGUUAGAGAGACAGAACCACGAACUGCAGCAACAGUACCAGGAUCUGAAGACACAACACCCGGAGUUGGCGAACCUCCGCCGGAUAGUGCAGAGCCACGAUGAUGCUACACGGGCACUCAAUUCCCGUGUACUGGACCUGGAGCAAGCUGUACCAGGACAAGAUGCUGGUGAGUCCAACAGUGCACCUUCUAACCGCCAACUGGAGCAACGCGUCGACCACGUCGUCGCAAUGCUCGACAACAUCAGCACCUUCGCUGCGCCAACCACCAUUUGCAAUCAGCUGGAUACUUUGAAGACCGAGGUCCAGCAACUGCAGUUGACGAACACGGAUGACAACAAUCCAUUGACCUACUACAAGACGCAGGAUACGGCCCAGGUUAGUGUGCAGCAACCUGUUUCGGUGGCUAUCCAGCCACUGCAGCAAGCCCCUGGGCCCAUACAGCCUAUGCAGUGGAUGCCCAAAAUACCCUUGCUGAGUCCUAAGCCCUUCUCCAGCGACAGGAAGAAGGAUGAGGAUUUGGAUACCUGGGUAAGGACGGUGCCUACUUAUGUGAGGCACAAGCUUACCAGGCCAGAGCAAGAAGUUGUAGUGGCUUCCUCCUUUCUAGAGGGGUCAGCAGCCCACUGGUUGAAUGACCUAGUGCAGCAGCAGGGCUACGGUCAGAAUUUCGAUGCCUGGGCCCAGGCCCAGACAUUGGAAGAGUUCGUACGGUCCGUGUGCAACAGGUGGCAUGACCCUCAAGGGGCUCAAAAGGCCACUGAUGCAAUCAACAGUCUCUGUGCCAGAAGGUACAAGAAUGUUUGUGAGCUAACAGACACCGUAGAACGUCUGGUCGUGGUACCUGGUGUGCGCUAUGACCAGCAUGUACUCCUCACAGAUUACCUUAGAUGUCUACCUUCAGAGGUAAGGACAAAGCUGGUAGAUGAGGCCUAUGUCGAGCAGCACAACUUCGCCUCUUGUAGCAAAAAGGCCUUAGAUAUAGAGGCAAAAUUGGGGUCCGCGCAUCAGAGUCAGGGGGAUGGUAGGAAGAAGAGACUUCCCCAAGACUGGAAGAAGAAGCGUCAGUUGAUGUUCGUUGACCACGAUGGUCAAACGACAGACAUUGACGAGUUCCCAGAUCUAGGGGACGAGACAGAGCAUGAUGGGGCCAGUGAGACUUCGGAUGGGGGAGUCGUGGCACCCAUCAAGGAAAAGGCUAGGGGGACCGGGAAGAAGAAGAUAGUCUAUAGAGUUCUCGAUUUGGUGUGGGUUUAUGCAGAAGUACAAGCGAGAUUAGACAACACAAAGAAGUUCUGCACAAAGGCCAUAGAAGAUGCUAAGGUAGUGGCCCCAGAGGAGGAGGAAGCACGCCCGCGUAGGGAACGCGUGAAGGUGAAGUUCCCUGAUUCCUACAAUGGGAAGAAGGGAGAGAACUUUGAUAACUGGGAGGCAAACAUAAAUUCUUAUGUGCACCUCCGUGAUACCAUCCCCAAGGAACGAGUCCUCAUGACCUUCCAUGCCCUCAAAGAUGAGGCAUCGAGCUUCACUAGAUCAUUAGCCCGCGCCACCAAGUGGAGGGGGAAGAAGUUAGUGAAGGCACUUGACUAUGGUGGAUGGGUGGAGGUGGAGGUGGAAGAAGGUGAGAAGGUGCUUGGCUAUGGAGGAUGGGUAAACGAGGUGGAGGUGGAAGAAGGUGAUGUAAAGGUACUUGGUUAUGGUGGAUGGGUGAAGGAGGUGGGGCCGAAAGAAGAUGUGAAGGUGCUUGGCUAUGGUGGAUGGGUGAAGGAGGUGGAGGUGGAAGAAAGUGUGAAGGUGCUUGGCUAUGGUGGAUGGGUGAAGGAGGAGGUCAGGGUGGAAGAAGGUGUGAAAAUGCUUGGCUAUGGUGGAUGGGUGAAGGAGGUGGAGGUGAAAGAAGGUGCAAAGGUACUUCGCUAUGGUGGAUGGGUGAAGGUGGCGGAGAUGGAAGAAGACAUGAAGGUGCUUGGCUAUGGUGGAUGGGUGAAGGAGGUAGGGUUGGAAGAAGGUGUGAAGGUGCUUGGCUAUGGUGGAUGGUUGAAGGAGGUGGAGGUGGACGAAGGUGUGAAGGUGCUUGGCUAUGGUGGAUGGGUGAAGGACGUGGAGUUCGAAGAAGGUUUGAACACACUUGGCUAUGGUGGAUGGGGGAAGGAGGCGGUGGUGGAAGAAGAUGUGAAGGUGCUUGGCUAUGGUGGAUGGGCGAAGGAGGUGGAGGUGGAGGAAGAUGUGAAGGUGCUGGGCGAUGGUGGAUGGGUGGAGCUGGAGGUGGAAAAAGGUGCGAAGGUACUUGGCUAUGGCGGAUGGGUGGAGGAGGUGGAGGUGGAAGAUGGCGUGAAGGUCGCGCGUGGAGUCCCAGCUAUGGCGCCAGGUAAGUCCACCGUCUGCAGUUCUGGAGCAAAGCAACCAGCAAGAAUCACGUCUAAUGUCCGCUUCAAUUUACAGUUCAUACGACUUUUGCGGCAAAUGGAGAGUAGUAGUGGUGGACGUACAAGUAGACCAGCUCGACCGAAUACAAGCUAUCGCCGGAAGAGAAAGGUUGAAGAGGAUGAGGAAUCUGAGCUGGAAUAUGCACUGGGAAAUCCGGAUGCACACCUUUAUAACACCAACGAUGGCGUUGUGAUUGUGCCCCCGGUAUUGCUUGUUGAUGGGUAUAAUAUGUGCGGGUACUGGCCUAAACUAAAGAAGCAUUUCUCUCGGGGAAACUUGGCACUUGCAAGAGACAAGUUGAUUCAAGAGAUGGCAAUGUUUGGUGCCAUCAAAGUGCAUGGCGAUGAAAGGCGAUCGGGCGCAGCAGCGAGUGGCGAGGUGUGGAGGAAGGGGAUACAGCGCAUGGCGACGAAGGAUAACAGGGAGCUGCGGCGAGUGGGGAUGUGCAAGGGAAUAUGGUGUAUGGCGAUGAAGGAAGGGAGAGUGGUGAUGGGUGAAAGGAGGAGGGUGGAGGGCAAUGGGUUAGGGGUGGGCUCCACCGCCGGCUACAGUCGUAAUCGCUGCGGGGCACUCGUGUCAAAAGGGGUAGUGGAGUGGUGUUGGCCAUGAGAUCGUCUCUCCCUUUUUCGUCAGCAGAUAGGUAAGUGGAUAUAGAUGGAUGGUCGAACCCCCUGUGGCGCCUUACCAACAAGUUUGGUGAGAUGGAGUCGCACUGUUUUCUAGUUUUCCCUCUGGAAAAGGAAGAUGGCCGUCAAAGCCUUCGGUGCUAGCAUUGCUUAGAGCAGGAGUGCUGGCGAUGGGACGCAGCUCUCCUCCCCCGAAGGUGUUGGGGUAGGGUUUGAGGGGGUGUGGUAAGUUGGGGCCUGUUGAUGGAAAAGGGAGAGGGAUUAGUUUUGAUUGGUUGUUUGAAUGUUGACGAUACAGCUCGCUGGUGACUUCCUAUAGAUAGGUUUUUCUUUUUUGUGUUCCGAACAGUCUGAUUACAAAUCUGAAAUAUUUUCCGUAGAAUUUUUUGUCGGAUAAAUCAAUGGGGAAUUU